Molecule: messenger RNA, 1458 nt
Organism: Diaporthe amygdali
Lineage: Eukaryota; Fungi; Ascomycota; Sordariomycetes; Diaporthales; Diaporthaceae
Exons: 10
Coding region: 1-1458 (485 amino acids)
Source: RefSeq, a predicted model, not a curated record
AUGAAGUCUCGGCUCAAGCACAGAAUCACAAACGAGGGCGUCGAGGUGAGCAACAGAGUGUCGUCGAAGGUCUUUGAAUACAUUUCCUCGAAAAGUGGUGGAGAGCAAAUUGCAUCCUCGCCGGUCAGGAUACUGAUUGCACAGUGGUUUUUCAGGGGGCUGUGGACUGAUGUUAGCGGAGUUCGUAUUGCCCCGUACUCAGUGAAGGCUAUUCAGGACUCUGACAGCGGCAUCAACGGUUCUUCGUCUGCUAUGGCCGCGGCACUUGCGUACUUCUGGAGGUCGUACUUUGAGGAGGUCGAUGUGCAACAAGAUGACCUCCUUGAAAACUUUGCCGAAUUACCAACUGCACGGGUUUGCGAGUGUUCCGGAGUUGACUGCUUGGGCCGUGUGUUGGCAUGCCACAUGGGAAACACUGUCAUCAUGAAUGCCACACUCGCCAACCCGCUAUUGCCUCCUCUACCGCAAACGCAGGGCUCAACGACAGUCGUCGUCCAACUAUCUGCCGAGGACCGCUACAUAGAAUCCAAGAUCGAUGUGUUGGACUGGGUGAUGACCAUCUUGGCGGGCACCGUGGUGGGCCUGCGGAUCUACAACAAGUACAGGAGACGACUCCGGCUCUGGUGGGAUGACUAUAUUGUGAUUGUUGCUUGGACACUGCUCCUUGCUUUCGCCGUCGUCACCAUAUUCGAAGGGCGUGAUGGCAUCGGCAGACACGUUUCAAAUCUCAGCCCUGGGGACAUUCGCGAAUUCGCUCUCCUUGCCACAGUUGCCUCCACACUUGCUAUCAUGACCACCGCACUUUCCAGGAUCGCGUUCGCAGUCUCGCUACUCAGGGUCGCAGAGGGCUGGCCACGUCAUUUCACUUGGGCAGUCAUCUUUGCUUCGAACAUCGUUUCUGGCCUGGCGGGACUUUUUCUUUGGGUUCAAUGUACGCCUAUCAGGAAGAAUUGGGAUAAUCUUAACUUCGGAUAUUGCUGGGCUCCUCGAGUGCGAGUAGCUAUCCCGAUCAUAAACACUGCUGUGGGUGGGUUCUUGAAUGUAUUCAUCUCCCUUGUCGGACUCUAUAUCGUCCGCAAGAACACGGCAAGACAGAGGGACUGGGUUGGAGCUUUAGUGCUCACAGCGCUCGGGAUCUUUGCCGGCAUUGCUAGUUGGGUGAAGACAUCUGUCAUGCACAUUCUUAUUGGAGAUGAUGUUACAUUUGAUAUUGUCACUCUAAUUAUAUGGGGAAUGAUUGAACCGGCUGUCAUCAUUAUAGCAGGCUCUCUGCCAGAACUUCGCUCCUUUGUUUGGAGAGAUACCGCGCCUUCCGCUCCUUACCUCAUGCCGUUCACUAGGCGUCGCAAUGGGAUCCAGUUCGACGCCGACUUCGAAUUUGCCCGGCAGCAGUAUCUGGAAGCUGGAGGCAAGACUAUCAAAGACUACGGCACUGAGUCUAAGAAGAGCUGGGUUUAG